Messenger RNA from Psilocybe cubensis, 1218 nucleotides. RefSeq lists its product as uncharacterized. Lineage: Eukaryota; Fungi; Basidiomycota; Agaricomycetes; Agaricales; Agrocybaceae. The coding region runs from base 1 to 1218 and encodes 405 amino acids. The transcript is spliced from 4 exons. The record is from RefSeq and is a predicted model, not a curated record.
AUGACGGCGCUCAAUAUCACUUUCGACGAUGCCUUGAAUUCCACUUCUUUUCUGUUUCAACCAUCAGAGUGUAAUGGAUCAGGGUGGACGGUGCAUAAGGGCGAGGGGUAUUUGGGGACUUACAGUUCCUGUACUUCCAGUGAGGGCCCCUCCGCUGGGAUAUCUUUCCAAGGGGUAGCCGUAUACUACAGAUCAGCUUAUAUCAACGGAAGUUCAGUUCGAUUCAAACUGGACGGAGCUCUCUCUGAAGACAUUGACCUUUCGCCCCCUGUUGGAAAGGCUGUCAACAAGAACGCUACCAAUAUUUUUUGGUCGCGAACAGGCCUGAAUAACACAUCUCAUCUCCUCGAAAUAGUCCCAGGGAGUAAAAACAGCACUACGUUGAGCGUUGAUGCCUUUACAGUCACUCAACUCGUCGGAAACAACGGCACAUCCACUAACCCCGGGGGCAGCUUUGCCUCUUCCCUAGCAGGAGGGGCCGCUGCAGCUCUCGCCCCAAAAACAACUCCUUCCCAAACCCGAUUCGCUCUAGGGUUCGGAAUCACAUUUGCGAUUGUCAGCUUCAGCGUCUUCCUCUUUAUCUGCGUGUCCUUGGGCAGGCGGCGUAGGCUGAUGAAAGCAUCCUAUGGGAGAUCGAAGCCCGUGCCGCCUAUACGGCCCACGUCGACCAUGUUCUCGCAGCAUGCCACCGUAAGGAGUCAAGUAGACGGUGGCGUCGGCACGCACCAUGACUUAAACUCGCCUGCUCAUAGCCCUAAGAUCGAAGACCUCGAUGAAGCAUAUGCUAUGGAUAGCAUUCCCAGCCUUGCGCAUGGGUCUGUCGUCGCCAAUGACGAUGACGAUGCCGCUACUGAGAGAAGAUGGGGGUCUCCAACGCCGUCCAAUAGGAACCUUCUAUCACACGGCACAUCAUACGGGCAGGUGGAUCAUUCUCAACCCCUCUCUCGUAAGACUACUACUUCUACAGCGCGACUGGAGCCUUUAAGACAGGGUAGUCCGGCGCUCUCACGCAACACUACAACCUCCACCACGAGACUGGAACCGCUUCGAAAUACAGUAGACUAUCCUUCGUCCCUUUCUCGCAAUACCACAACUUCGACAACCAGGUUUGAACCUGUUCGAAAGGCGCUUAAAACUGCCAAGUUGCAGGUGACCUUCAUGUUAGGGCUUGCAUUAAUCUCGGCUCCAGAUGUUCGGGAGAGCUCCGGCGGAGAAUGA